GGAUUGUCCGGAAAUGCCUGCAGUUUCAGGACGUUCGUCUCCAUGGGGCUGCGUGACUGGGUCACCAUUACCUUCGCGUGGCUUGCUGUCGCGGACUCCUUUUUUCUGAUGGCCGUUGUCGUCAUCUCAUUUGCAUAUUUUGUGGCCGCCAUUGAGCAGUGGAACAGCGGCAGUGGAUUUAUGUUUCCGGCAGAUCCAUUUGCUGUCGGCAUAUUUUUUGUCAACUGCGGAGGCGGUCCUUACACACUGACCAUGCUGACCACCACGUUCAUCGCACUGGCGAGAUGCAUGGGCGUGGUCAAACCGCUGACCUUCAGGCACUCGUUUUCCAGAAUGAGAACCGUGGCAAUACUGUCGACUUUCUCCGUGUUGUCUCUCCUUAGCGUCAUCCCAAUUUUAAUCUUCAUGGACUUAAAACGACGCGAAGGCCCAGCGGCCAACUCCACGAGGCUCUUCCUGUGGCUAUCGCAGGAUCGCAAGCAGGUCAAGGACAUUCUCUGGCCAAUCAGAGACGCGUUUCUCCCUCUCUCGGCGCAGGUCAUCCUCUUGCUGUGCGUCUACUUCAUGGCCGGAAGUCUUCACGAGUCUUCUCGGUUCAGACGCGCUGACACACGUCAAUCAAAACACCUGCCGGCGAAUGCGCCGAGCCACACACGUGACUCUUUGAAAGCUGACGGCCUUCAAGGUCGCGAUGCUCAGAAAACCUCCAACCCGACUUUUCAUUUGAGCGGCAAAGAGCUCAAGGUCAUCCAACAGAUGCUGUUCAUCUCCUCCAUCUUCAUCGUCUGCAACACGCCCAAGAUCGUGUUGAAUUUGACAGAACUCUGUUUCCCAGAGUUCAACAUUGCGGAUGACCUGCAGGGCGUCUACUACACGAUGGUCAACAUCAGGGAUUUCUUCCAGACCGUCAACUCCAGUGUGAAUAUAUUUAUAUAUUAUCAUUACAGUUCCAAAUUCCGUCAACAUUUCAAGGAACUCUUC
Messenger RNA from Lymnaea stagnalis (great pond snail), 981 nucleotides. NCBI's taxonomy places the organism in Eukaryota, Metazoa, Mollusca, Gastropoda, Lymnaeidae. The record is from the annotation of a GenBank genome assembly.